GGAGCGGAGCGGGGCCGCGCCGGUGACAGUUGCGGGCCCGCGCAGGACGAGGAAGAGGAGGAGGAGGAGGAGGAAGAAGAAGCAGCAGCAGCAGCAGCAGCAGCAGCGACGAUGUUGGAGACUCUGCGCGAGCGGCUGCUGAGCGUGCAGCAGGACCUGACCUCCGGAUUGAAGACCUUAAGUGACAAGUCAAAAGAAGCAAAAGGAAAAAGUAAGCCGAGGACUGUUCAGUAUUUGCCAGAUUUCUCUGCUGGAUUAGAAUUACUCAGCAGGUAUGAAGAUACUUGGGCAGCUCUUCAUAAAGGAGCCAAGGAGUGUGCAAGUGCUGGAGAGCUGGUGGAUAGUGAGGUGGUGAUGCUUUCAGCACACUGGGAGAAAAAGCAGAACAGUCUAAUGGAACUUCAGGAACAGCUCCAACAAAUUCCAGGAUUUCUAGAUGAUCUGGAAUCCUUGACAGCAACUCUGACCCAAUUAGAAGAAUAUUUUGAGGUGCUAGAAAGCCACCUGUUACACCUCGAGGAUUUAUGUGAGCGGUGUGAAUUAGAGAGAUACAAGCACAUUCAGUCCCAACAACUGGAAAAUUACAAGAAAAAUAAAAGGAAGGAACUAGAGAGCUUCAAAGCUGAACUGGAUGUCCAGCACACCCAGAAGGCCGUGGACAUGGAGCACGCCCAGCAGAUGAAGCUCAAAGAGCGCCAGAAAUUUUUUGAAGAAGCCUUCCAGCAAGACAUGGAACAUUACCUCUCCACGGGCUACCUGCAGAUAGCAGAGAGACGAGAGCCCAUCGGCAGCAUGUCGUCCAUGGAGGUGAACGUGGACAUGCUGGAGCAGAUGGACCUGAUGGACAUGUCGGACCAAGAGGCGCUGGACGUCUUCUUGAACUCGGGAGGCGAAGACAACCCCGUAUCCUCCCCUGGGUUAGGGCCCGAAUCCAAAAUCUACCAGCAUGAGCUAAACCUUCAGGUCCCAAACCGGGCAGAACUAAGAACCAAACCGUCCUGGUCAUCCUCCCCCCGCACCGACUCCGCCGGCCAGGACGUUAGCGAAGGAGGAGAGUCCCCGGUCGUCCAGUCCGACGAGGAGGAGGUUCAGGUGGACACUGCCCUGGCCACUCUCACCACCGACCCAACGGCCAGCCCAGACGGCAGCGAGGAAAGUGACUCUCAGACCGCCUGAAUCCCGGCCGGGGUCCCAGACCGCCCCAGCCGCUCAGCCGGGGUCCGGCUGGACCAGCGGACUUUCGAGAAAAUUGCCAACAGCUGAACCCGUCCUCCAGGCACCACCGAUUUUCUCCAACGAUAAGAUCCAAGGGGUUUGAGCACGUCCAGUUAUACUGAAGAAACUUCUCACAGAGGGGGUGAAUCCAAGAUUUUGUUUCCACAGUGUUCCCUGCAGGGUUUUGUUUUUUUCUUAAAAGAAGAUAAUCUCCAGGGUGACGCAGAGAGACGAAGCCAAGGGAGGGGCAGCGGCCCGGUGGGCUCAACGCAAGGUCCGCUCAACCCACGGGUCGGCCACCGCCUCAGGGAUGGAGGGAGUUCAGCUUUCGAAUGCAACGUUGCUCCCGUACCUCAGGCCCCUCGGCCCUCAAGCUCAAAAUCCGGCCGUCUCUCGCUCAGCCCCGAUCGGUCUUCCUUCCGUUACCACCUACGCCGCCCCCAGUGCGGCGGCCCGCCAGAAACCCAAGACCGAUCCCGAGCCCCGGUCGCAGGCUAAGCCCCACGGAACCCGACGGGAAACCGGCAUCACCGGAAGCGACUAAUCCCCGCUCCUCGCCCGCGCUGCCUGAGGUCUGUGCAGGUGAAGACGACAGCUAAGGUGAUUCUCUCCUUCCCCCACAGCCAACCGCGGACUCAGCAUCGGGGGCCGGGGGGGCGUGUGGGGGGGUGUGGGGCGGCCCCGACUCACCUCUGGCAUAAAGUGGCAUCCGAGAGUUGCGGCCCGGGUUCGCCUCAGCCUGCGUUCUUCUCGCUAAAGGUGGGUUGGGGUUAGAAAGGGGGCAAGGGGAAAGCGAGGCGGGGCGGGCACAGCCACUCAAUCCCGCGGGCACGAGGGUCCCCCCCCGACCCUUCCCAUCUUACUUUGGGUCGGGUUUCGGAAACCGCUCCCGUCCAAGCACUCAUCUUCCAUGAGACAGACAAAUGUCCAAAAAACUUUUGUUUUUUAUUAUUAAACCUUGUAGUACAAACCUGAAAAGUAAACAAAAACUGGCAAUAAACAACAUGAAGUCUUUCCUUACAAGGAAAGAGAGCAGAGCAGCGCUAAUAAAUUAAAUGUCAAACUGUAAGCCAUAGUCAGAAGUUUACUGUCCAAAAGAGGGGAAAAAGUACACAGCAAGGCCAUAAAAACUGGACAACCACAUUGGAAAACACUCGACUCUGUUUAUGUUCUUGUUAAAUAUUCCAAAACAGUUCAGUCUUCUGCAACAACAACCAACAAAUUGUAUUCUAGGACUUUCCUGACAGUCUUCUCCUGGCAAGCUCAGUGCAAUAUGGGUAGCUACGGUAUUGUGGGAUUCAAUUAUGAAACAAAGAACAGUUUGUGAAAA
Molecule: messenger RNA, 2545 nt
Organism: Ornithorhynchus anatinus (platypus)
Lineage: Eukaryota; Metazoa; Chordata; Mammalia; Monotremata; Ornithorhynchidae
Gene: DTNBP1
Product: dystrobrevin binding protein 1
Exons: 10
Coding region: 112-1176 (354 amino acids)
Biological process (GO): regulation of synaptic vesicle exocytosis; anterograde synaptic vesicle transport; negative regulation of protein kinase activity
Cellular component (GO): BLOC-1 complex; synaptic vesicle membrane; cytoplasm
Source: RefSeq, a predicted model, not a curated record